Molecule: messenger RNA, 3735 nt
Organism: Cynoglossus semilaevis (tongue sole)
Lineage: Eukaryota; Metazoa; Chordata; Actinopteri; Pleuronectiformes; Cynoglossidae
Gene: letm1
Product: leucine zipper-EF-hand containing transmembrane protein 1
Exons: 16
Coding region: 303-2585 (760 amino acids)
Biological process (GO): intracellular monoatomic cation homeostasis
Cellular component (GO): mitochondrial inner membrane
Molecular function (GO): ribosome binding; calcium ion binding
Source: RefSeq, a predicted model, not a curated record
GAGAGAGAGAGACCUAGACUAACAGAGAGAAACAGAGUAGGGGAGAGAGCCUACCCGGGUUAGCUGUCAUCUAGCGAAACAGGGAAGGGCACGGUGGGACAUGGAGACGAAUCCUACCCUAUUCUGUUAUAAAUUUGUCGUAUCCUGUUAAUAUUUCUUUAUUUACAUUAACCUCAGUUCAGUUUAAAUUUCUGGGCUAUUUUUAUUUUAUUUUACAUACUUUAGACAAACGGUGGCUAAGCUAACCGGUCGGCUCGGCUGUGUGCGAAGUGUAAACGCGUUACACUGAAUAAAAACUCCUCAUGGCUUCAAUCCUCUUCUCCAGGUCCAGAACACCUUUCACCAAAACAUCCCACUCUCUAAAGAACCAGUUCAGAAAAGGUGAACUGCAGAACGGUGCCUGUUUCAGCUGCACAGCACUCAGACACUCCAGCCACGAACCAGUCCGACCAGUGUCAGAAGAACACAUCAGUCUCAACCAUAGGUGUGGGGUCUCACAGCGUCUGUACUGCUCCCUCCUGCUGAGGCCUCCACCUUCACUGUACCCUGCCAUCACAACAUGGACUCGUUGGACAAUUGCACAACCACAGGAUAUUGCAGGUGUCAGGUGGAUACACACAUCAAGGACCAGGUGGGAUGAUUCCAAGGUGGAGAAGUCCCUGCGGUCAUUAAAAGACAAGAAGAAGCUGGAGGAAGGAGGACCGGUCUACAGUCCAACUCUGGAUGUGGAACCUGUGAAAAGGACUCUGGGACAAAAGGUUGUGGAUGAAAUCAAACAUUACUACCAUGGUUUCAGGCUGCUCUGGUUGGACACCACCAUCGCAGGGCGGAUGUUGUGGAGGGUACUGCACGGAAACGUGCUCUCCCGAAGAGAGCGGAGACAGUUUCUCAGAACUUGUGCAGAUGUCUUCAGACUCGUUCCCUUCCUGGUCUUCAUCAUCGUUCCCUUCAUGGAGUUCCUGCUGCCUGUUGUCCUCAAACUCUUCCCCAAUAUGCUGCCGUCCACAUUUGAGACCCAGUCCAAGAAGGAGGAGAGACUGAAAAAGGAGCUGAGGGUCAAACUGGAAAUGGCAAAGUUCUUACAGGACACCAUAGAGGAGAUCGCGCUGCGAAACAAAGCUUCGCAGGGCAACGAGACUGAAGAGUUCUCUACCUUCUUCCAAAUGAUCAGAGACUCUGGGGAACGUCCCAGUAACGAGCAGAUCAUCAAAUUCUCCAAACUGUUUGAGGAUGAGCUGACUCUGGAUAACCUGACUCGGCCUCAGCUGGUGGCUCUCUGUCGCCUCCUGGAGCUCCAGUCCAUCGGUACAAACAACUUCCUGCGUUUCCAGCUCAUCAUGAAGCUGAGAACGAUCCGAGCUGACGACAAGCUGAUUGCAGAAGAGGGAGUGGAGAGUCUGAACGUGAACGAGGUGCAGACUGCCUGUCGUGUCAGAGGGAUGAGGUCACUGGGGGUCACAGAGGAACGACUGAGAGAGCAGCUCAGCCAGUGGUUGGAGCUGCAUCUGAACCAGCAGAUCCCCACCUCUCUGCUGCUACUGUCACGAGCCAUGUACCUGCCUGAUACUCUGUCUCCAGCCGACCAGUUGAAGACAACCCUGCAGACGCUGCCUGAGAUGGUGACAAAGGAGGCCCAGCUGAAGGUGGCAGAGAUAGAGCUCUCCAAAGUGGACAACAAGACCAAAGUGGAGACGACGCUCCAGGAAGAGGCUGCCAUACAGCAGGACAACAAGGAACGAGAGAUGGAGAAGUUGGCCGAUGCUGCUGAGAAGUUUGCCAAGGAGCUGGAGCUGGAGCUGGAAACAGAGAGGAUGAAGCAGAGUGAGGCACAGGCUGAUGUUGAAACACUGAAGGACACAGCUCCAGUCAUAGAGGCUGUCAAGUUCCAACAGUGGCAGACAUUCCUGUGCUUCCAGAGCGAGGAGAUCACCAAAGAGGAGAUUGACAUGUUGAGUGACGCCUGCACCAAACUGAAGGAGCAGAAGAAGCUGCUGACCCUUGAAAAAGAGGAGUUGGAGGAGCUGAAGGACGAUGUCCAGGAAUACAGCGAGGAUCUGGAAGAAAUAAAGAAGGAGCUGUCCAAGAGUGGACAGGAGAAGACGUUGGAGGAGUCCAAGGCCAGUCAGCGUCUCUCUAAGAGGGUCAAACGGAUGAUUGGGCGCAUGGACAAGAUCAUCCUGGAGCUGGAGAAGGACAAGACAAUCCUCGAUGGGCAGAUAGACAGUGGAAGCACGCCCCCUGUUGGAUUGUUCCUUACUAAACCUAGUGACGCUGCAAGUCUGUUCUACACCUUCAGGGAGAACCUCAUCAGCAUCGACGAGCUCAUUGGCAUCAUGAAGCAGAUCCAGAAUAUUCCUGAACACAAGCUGCUCAGCAUCGCCGAGGCCCUGGACGACAACAAGGAUGGGAAGGUUGACAUUGAUGACGUCAUCAAAGUAGUGGAACUGAUCGAUAAGGAGGACAUCGACAUUUCCACCUCCCAGGUGGCUGACAUCAUGGUGAUGCUGCAGAAGGAGGAGAAGCUGGUGGGGAAGGAGAAGGCUAAAGAGAAGAAGCAGGAACAGGCAGCUACGCUCAACAGCUGAGUGAUGUUUGAGACGGAGGUGGUGUAAAGACUGUGGACCAUGAAUGUAAAGAAGUGGAGGAGGAGAAGAUUUGACAGGGUAAAAGUCUGAAUUCCUGAAAGAAGGUCAGAUCCUUGAAUAUAAUUUAAAAAUAUUGUAUUUAAAAUGCACACAUGGGGAAAAAAAAAAAACUAGCGCCAUGAUGUUGGCUGUUUUGGACUGAUUAUAUUAAUAUUUGCCUUUGUGUAAAUAAAGUGAACAGUUUAUUAUUGAGAGGGAACAGAGCAUCAGAGGACUGAGGACAUUUCUUUUCUUAACAGAUCUCACAUGUUAUGUGAGAAAAAUAAAGAAGUCAGUUUUUAAUUUUGCACAGAAGCAGACUCACCAUCAUCGCUCCGCCCUCCAUCCUCCGUCUGUCUGUCCCUCCACCACUCAGUCACUCGUUUGAUAAGAAUGGAACCUGAUGAGAUUGAAGAUUGUUUACAGUUGAUUAUUACUGAAACAUCAGUGGUGGCUGCAACUAAAGACUGCAUCAGACAUAACACAGACGAACGCAAAUAUACAAAGAUGCAGAGCUACAAAGAUACAAACUAAUUUCCUUCAAUAACAAGCAGCACUUUGUCAACAUUAUUAACAGGCCUGAAUUUACUGACUUCAACAUCAGUUAAAUCUAUUACUACAUAUUUCUUUAUUUUGUACAUCCAUAUAUUCAUCUCAUGUUUGUGCAGCUCUUUGUUUGUUUUCAGAUCUGUGUAAAAGACCAACACUGCUCUAAGACAAAUCCAGUUAAGUGUUCAGUUAUUUAAAUUAUUCAAAAUUCUCCCAGAAAGGUAAAAAUCACGCACACACACACACACAUAAAGUGACAGUGUUUAAAUUACAUUUUAGGUUUGUAUUCUAAGAUUUGAAAAAAAAAAAAAAAAAAAAAAAACCUCAGAAACUCAGAAGACGUGUUUGUCUUCAGGCCUGUCACAGUCUCUCUUGUGUUGUCGACCUUCUUGUCUGCUGAAGAGCUGAGGUGUAAACACAGAUGACAGAGUGGUUCUGGAGAUAACCUGGAGUACACCAACAUCCACCCUCCUUGCAGACCACCCUCCCCUUUGGUCUUAGUCUUCAGUCCUGGAGUCUUGGGUGAUUAGCAACACAUUCGUCUUCAUCAGGUCAUCAGUCU